CGUAUCUCCAUUACCACCAAAGUCGAGACUGCAGACGUCACACGACUCAGAAAGUACAUCUUAAAAUUAUUGCCACCGUUGGGGCUCAUAGCGCCUUACACAAGGAGUUUUCUCCGUUCCCGAAGGCCACAUUUGCCAAUGGCAGCGCUCAUACCACAAGAUCACCACUCACAACCAGUGUCUACGCCUUUGAUACGACCGUUGUCGAAUAAUGACACCCAGAACAGCCGAGUGACCUCCGAACAUCAGGCGAACUCGCUCUUUCACGAGCAACGAAUUGCUAGGAAACCUGUCCCGAUCGCGUAUCAGUGGACUGACGGACCACCGCUUCGAUCUGAUGGAACUUCACAGCAGGCAGAAGAACCACCAGUGAGCAGAAACGUUCAUUGGGUAACUCCUACAACAGCAGUGGGGCUUUUCCUGCUGGCAGUGGGCAUGGCUUUCGGACAUCACUUCUUCCUGAAGUCCCUGAACGACAAACCAGUCUCCAACCAGGCGUGGGUAAAUCGAUACUCACUUGCAAUGGCUUUCGUGGUCAAGUUUUCGGUAACUGCGACCAUCUCACUCGCAUAUGUACAAAGGCUCUGGUUUACACUGCACCGCACCGAGGACGCGGACGGCGUUACGAUCAGGGCAAUCGACGCCUUAUUCAACGCUCAAGAAUCAUUCCUUAGCCUGUUCGUCGUGGACUUGUGGAGAUCGGCCUUGCUCACCGCCUUGGUCGCGGUCGUCGUCUGGCUCAUGCCCUUGAUAGCUCUGGUCUCUCCAACGGCUCUGUCUGUGGGUCUACUGACACAGUCGUUCUCGAUGUCGAAAUGCGCCGUGCCGACGCUCGACAUGACUGAUCAGAACUGGCAAGACUAUGGUACAUCCCUGGCACUGUCUACGGUAACAUACACAGGUGUCACCUACACCCCCUCCAUGACUGCCCGAAGGAUAGUGACAGCUACAUACCAGGGUGGACAACAACUAGGCUGGACGUCACCAUGCGGCUCAAAUUGCACUUACAGUGUCAACUUUGUUGCACCAGCCCUGAGAUGUACCCGCACACCGGACAUUGACAGUCCCCAGGCCCCAUGGACCAUGUCGCAGCCUUCCUAUGCAGAUAAUGCUUCGUACUGGUUUUCCGGAUAUGGCAGCGGGUACAACUACAGUUUUGCGAAUGAACAGACCUUGUACGACCGUCUUUACUACGCUGGACUCAAUGAAAACACCAAUCAAUUAUGGGUCGGAGUCAGCAACGUUUUCGCGCAGCUUCUGUCGGAGAAUGAGUCUGUUCAGCAAGCUCUUGACGUCCAUGUUUAUUUCUGCGAUUUCAUGAACAGUUCCUACACUUUACGAGUGACUUACAGAGAUGGUCAACAGACCAAUGAUAUCCUGAAUGUCAGCCAUAUUAACAGCGUCGGCUUCUCGUCCUCCGCUUGGAACGGUCGAGGACCUACCGAUGCCGGCCCCAUUGGCCCAAACGGAGUUCAACAGAGCCUCACUCCAGCCGCCCUGGAUACUGCAGCGAUAUACCAGAUACUGAUAUCCACGAUCAAUGGUAGCAUUUUUCGAGAUCCAAGAGAGGUUCUCGUCGACCAGACAACCAUUGCUUUGGUGCCGACUCUGAUUAGUCAAUACAACGGAAGCAGUCCAUACGGCCAAGCUGAAUUGGCAAUCCCGCACCUGAAAAUUGGUCCUCUCAUCGAGGAGCUUUCUCACAAUAUCUCUAUCUCGCUGCUUUCUGAGCCGCGCCUCCAGAUCACCAAUAUUACCAAUACUUCCUGCGCAACCACCUCCUCAAGCACGGUGUGGAAAUACUCGCCUUUGCCGUUGAUAGUAGCAUAUUCCUCAGGCAUUGGACUCGCACUGCUCUGCCUAGCGAUUGGCGCUCACGCAAUGCUAUCUAGUGGCUGCGCACGAGAUAAGACCUUUUCGUCGAUUGUGCGUACAACUAGGUCUUCUGAGCUGAAUGUGAUAAGCUCAUACAAAGACGACGGAGCAUUACCGCUUUCCAAAAAGGCUGAGACAGUAAGAAUCCGGCUGUUGACUGAAGCUGGAGGCAGGGUAGCUUUUCGUCUGUGCAAGCCGGAAACCGAUGGUCCGUAACUUAAUCAAACACUGUGCGACCUUGCGAAUAAAGGCUCUGAUGGGGAAAGCUCACGAUCUGCAAGGACUAUGUACUUGAAAUGUUGUGGCUCUGUCAUCCGGAGGAGUCUCUUCACGCUGGAUGCCAAAUAUACACGCCAAAGCGCGCCUCACGGUUUUUCAAAACGUCUACGAUUUCUCUUUGUACCAGACUCAUCUUUCAGUUUCCAGCCUUCCUGGUAACGACGGGCAAGCUGUGGCAAAGGUAGUCAAGUAUGAUGAGUUGCCACGUAGUUGCGCAGCUGCCUUGGAGGGACUUCGAGCGGUCACUUUGGAUCCCAAGGACCGGA
Molecule: messenger RNA, 2420 nt
Organism: Exophiala viscosa
Lineage: Eukaryota; Fungi; Ascomycota; Eurotiomycetes; Chaetothyriales; Herpotrichiellaceae
Exons: 1
Coding region: 139-2091 (650 amino acids)
Source: RefSeq, a predicted model, not a curated record